CCUGGCCGGAGGCGGUGCUUCCCCGCCGGGCCCCGCCGCGCGGCUCCCGCCUCUCGCCUCCCGCCGCAAUGUCCCGCCGCGGGCAGGAGCCCGGCAGUGGAGCCGAGUCCCUCUCUUCAGAUGAAAAAGAGAUGGUGGCUGGUGGUGUGGAGGGAGAGAGCUCCACCGAGGAACACCCAGCAGGAGAGGACAGUUCUGAACACAGCUCUAGCAGUACCUCAGAAGAGGAGUCAGAUGCGGAGGAGUCAGAUGGAAGAAGGUCGGAUGAAGAACAGGAGGAGAAGGAAUUGCUACCGUGCUGCGACUCAGGUCGUAACGGAUCUCUUGAGGGAGCGAACUGUCUGCCAUCCUGUGAGCAUUGCAGAAAUGAAAAUGGCCAGAAGGAGCAAGUGACCCCUAGGAGACUUGCUGGAGGACAAUAUAUAAUGCAUCUGGACACAGAGGGGACUUACCAGUGCAGCCUCACAGGCUUGAUUUUUGAGGUAACAAAGGCCGUCAGAAUCACAUACUCCCUCUUAUCCUGGAGCAAAUACGCCAACCUCGUGGAAAAGCCAUGGAUUGUGGGUGGCCCGCUCUUCGACGUGCGCUGUGACUCGGCCCCUGCUCUUACCUCCAUCCAGUUUCCCCACUCCCUCUGCCUUGGUGAUCAUGGCGCUGGCAUGGCCUUCAAGGUUUUGCACAUCAAAGGUGAGGGCGCAGCCAUCGAGCCCUCAGCCGACUACUCUGCUUCGCAUGUGAAGUGGCUGGUGAGCUCUCUCUCGCCUGUGGGACCGCUCAUUCAGAGCCAGGAGCCGGUGCAGUACCACGGUGCUGUCAUCCUCUACAAAGUUGUUGACGAGCAUCCCUCCUUAUCCUUUCGUGUGUAUGUGGCUACAAACAACGACUCCUUUAUAAAGGAUAUCUCAAGAGCCAUAAAACAUUCAAAUAAGAAAUUCAUUAAAAUUGACAAGCCCCCUGUAUGCCAAAAAUUACUACAGAAGGGAAAGAGGUAUAGAUUAGUUUGUGAGCCAGAAGCUGAAAUAACUCCAGAGGAAAUUGAAUUUGUUGAUGGAUCUCUCUUGAAACUAAAAAGUUACAUUGAAGUCUAUUUGGAGAAACCUGAUGACUUCACCUUGUCUUUGGUUGAGCUGGAGUCUGAUGCGACCGUGUGGAAAGCAAAACUCAGAGAGAGUGACUGGAUACAUUAUGAUCAGAACAAAAAUGAGCAGAAAAGAAGUGCAGUCAGUGUCAAAAAACGGAAACCAGCCCUCAGCAUUUUGGAAGAAGAUGGGCUCUGUAGCAAAAAGCAGAGGACCAGCAAUAAAGCAGAUGGAAUUGAAACAAAAAACUUAACUGAUCAACAGCUGAUGGUGAUUGCAAAAUUGUUUGGUAGGCAGUGGAGAGAAAUUGCCAUUGAGUGUCUUCAAAUGGAAAUGAAAGACAUCGAGCAGAUUCAGGCAACAGAGGAAGAAGUUAAUAUGCAAAAAUUUCUGCUGUUAAGUAAGUGGAGAGACAGAGAACAAGGCAAUGGAACUGCUGAAGCUUUGUACAAAAGCCUCCAUGAAAAAGCGUCCUAUGAGAUACUUCAAGCACUACAAGGUUUCUCGGCUCAGUGCUGAGCUGGUGAAGCUGCGGCUAGGAGUAGUGCAGUGGGAGCUUCCCCAGCCAACCAUUAUACUUCUACGGCCACUUCCCCGGCAUCUUGCUUGGAUUUGGGAAGGAAUAUGCGAGGCAUCACUACUGAGUGGCAAGUUUAGGCAGGAUAUUCGCAAGAAAUGUGAAUGAAUUUUUGCGCGGAUAUAAGGACACCUAAGAUUACUCAUGAGGUGGAUCCCAGCACUGCGGCCAGUAGUGCUGGGCUUCACGUAUGGGGAAACCCAACACUGCCACCCUGCUUUGUUUCAUUUGAGCCAGUCCUAAAAGACAUGAACGCUGGAAGAAACCAGCUUACCUUGUUCAGGUAUAUGGUUAUUAUCUGGAAACGUUUUUAUUUAAAUCAGGGAAAGACAGGGAGAAAAGUUAUGCAGAAACUUUUGUCCCCUUAAAAAAUAUUGAACUGCCAAAAUCAUGUGGUAUAUUGUAUUUCUUACAGAUGCCCAAGAUCAGGGAAGAAUAAUCCUAAACUUGCAGAUAAAUUCCUUUACAUAAUCACUGUAUAUAUACAUAAUUACUGUAUAUACUCGUGUACAUUCAAUCCUUGUUAAGCUGUGGUUCUGUUUUCCAGCAACCCCAAGUCUGGUUUCAUGGGAGCACCACUAUUAACUCUAGGCAGCUUCGAAUUUUCUCUGGGAAUUUCCUCUUCACUCUUUUCUGUAUAGUCUGUCUCAAUUUUUAUGAGAUAAUUUUUUAUGUUGUAUAAUUUUUUUUUGUAUUAUAAACUUUUUAUUUUUUUUUUACUUGAUUAAUUUUAACUUGAAUAGAAUUAGGUGCUUAAACUAAACUGGGAGAAGCCAAAAUGUCUGUGAAGGCUGUUACUCUGUCAGCAAUGCACAUACCGCAGAAUUGGAAAAGAUUUGGAAUGAAUCUUAUUUGCAGAAGUGAGCGGCAACCUGAUGCAGGAGAUUGUCGUGAUUUUAAAGACAUGGAUUCUUUUGAUCCUCUUCCUCUGCGUAUGUUUGUGAAAGAAAAGGCAUACUUUUAAAAAAUAAGGAUUAAAAAGGAGACAUUUACACUA
Messenger RNA from Strigops habroptila (Kakapo), 2653 nucleotides. RefSeq names its product caspase recruitment domain-containing protein 8-like. Gene Ontology annotation, cellular component: THO complex part of transcription export complex. The transcript is spliced from 16 exons. The coding region runs from base 69 to 1598 and encodes 509 amino acids. Gene Ontology annotation, molecular function: protein binding. The record is from RefSeq and is a predicted model, not a curated record. Gene Ontology annotation, biological process: mRNA export from nucleus; regulation of DNA-templated transcription elongation; signal transduction. Lineage: Eukaryota; Metazoa; Chordata; Aves; Psittaciformes; Psittacidae.